UGUGCGGGGCAAGCGGGUGACAGGUGCUGCGGGCUGUAGGAGCGGGUGGAGGGCGGCGGCUGCCACGCGAGGCCCGAGGGGAGGAGGCUGGCGACGGCGAUGCUGGAGACCCUGCGCGAGCGGCUGCUGAGCGUGCAGCAGGAUUUCACCUCCGGGUUGAAGACUUUAAGUGACAAGUCCAGAGAAACAAAAGUAAAAAGCAAACCCAGGACUGUUUCAUCUUUGCCAAAGUAUUCUGCUGGACUAGAAUUACUUAGUAGGUAUGAGGAUACGUGGGCUGCACUUCACAGAAGAGCCAAGGAAUGUGCAAGUGCUGGAGAGCUGGUGGAUAGCGAGGUGGUCAUGCUCUCAGCAUACUGGGAGAAGAAGAGGACGAGCCUCUUAGAGUUACAGGAGCAGCUCCAGCAGCUCCCAGCUUUGAUAGCAGAUUUGGAAUCCAUGACAGCAAAUCUGAGUCAUUUAGAGGCUAGUUUUGAGGAAGUAGAAAACCACCUGCUGCAUCUGGAAGAUUUAUGUGGGCAGUGUGAAUUAGAAAGAUGCAAACAUAUGCAGUCCCAGCAACUGGAGAAUUACAAGAAAAAUAAAAGCAGGAUUUUCUUGGAGGGCAGAAUCUUGAGACCUGGAAAACCAGCCAUGCACUCACGAAGCACAAAGAUGGUACCAAUCACAAAGGAAAUAGAAAUUGCUCUGAGGAAGGAACUUGAAACCUUCAAAGCUGAACUCGACGCAGAGCAUACCCAGAAGGUCCUGGAGAUGGAGCACACACAGCAGAUGAAGCUGAAGGAGCGGCAGAAGUUCUUUGAGGAGGCCUUCCAGCAGGACAUGGAGCAGUACCUGUCCACAGGGUACCUGCAGAUUGCUGAGAGGCGAGAACCCAUAGGCAGCAUGUCGUCCAUGGAAGUGAACGUGGACAUGCUGGAGCAGAUGGAUCUGAUGGACAUAUCUGACCAGGAGGCCUUGGAUGUGUUCUUGAACUCAGGCGGAGAAGACAACGCUGUGCUGUCCCCCGUCUUAGGGCCUGAAUCCAGUACCUGUCAGAAUGAAAUUACACUUCAGGUUCCAAAUCCCUCAGAACUCCGAGCCACGCCACCUUCCUCCCCUUCUACUUGCACCGACCCAGCCACGCAGGAGCCCAGUGCAGGUGGGGAGUCCCCCCUUGUUCAGUCUGAUGAGGAGGAAGUCCAGGUGGACACUGACCUAGCCACGUUACACACUAACAGAAAGGCCUCUCCAGGUGUGAGUGACGACAGCGACUCUUAAAUAGGACGUUCCUAUUCUCUGACUACAUCCAAGUCAGCUUUAGCUGUGCACAGAAUCCCGCCUAUAAUGUCAGGUUGUUUGAUGGAGGUUCUUGAUUUUUUUAUACAAUUGCCAAUAAUGUAUGAGAAACUGAUUGAAGAAGAGCUAACAAUAAAGUUUGAGGGCUUCAAACA
Otolemur garnettii (small-eared galago) is the source of this 1433-nucleotide messenger RNA. It is a transcript of the gene DTNBP1, whose product is annotated as dystrobrevin binding protein 1. Gene Ontology annotation, biological process: platelet dense granule organization; neuron projection development; regulation of synaptic vesicle exocytosis. Bases 100 to 1260 code for a protein of 386 amino acids. The transcript is spliced from 11 exons. The record is from RefSeq and is a predicted model, not a curated record. Gene Ontology annotation, cellular component: neuron projection; plasma membrane; BLOC-1 complex. Lineage: Eukaryota; Metazoa; Chordata; Mammalia; Primates; Galagidae.